Molecule: messenger RNA, 1693 nt
Organism: Catharus ustulatus (Swainson's thrush)
Lineage: Eukaryota; Metazoa; Chordata; Aves; Passeriformes; Turdidae
Exons: 2
Coding region: 88-1086 (332 amino acids)
Source: RefSeq, a predicted model, not a curated record
CUGGAUUCUGCAAGGCAAGAAUUAUCAGUGAUGCAGAUGAAGCUGAUGGAACAGACAUAAGCUGUGAAAUCUACCAUCCCUGGCACCAUGGCUGUGGGCGAAGAGGAAAAUUUUCAGCACUGGGACACCCACACAGACAUCCCCAUUGUCAUCAUCACCAUUUUGGUCACAGACAUCGCCAUAAGCAUCACCACAGACAUGAAUGUGCCUCCUCUUCUCAGUCCAGACCUGAAGACCCUGAGCAUAACCCCAAAUCCAACAAGGAAGAUCAAGAUGGCAAUGAAGAACCUUCUUCUCCCCCUCCUCCUCAUGAUGAACCAGACCAUGACCAUCCCACUCCACCUCCUCAGGGAACAGAUCACGACCACCCUCCUCACCACCAUGGACCACCCUGUCCUCCUCACCACCAUCAUGGACCACCCUGUCCUCCUCACCACCAUCAUGGACCAGAUCAUGACCACCCUCCUCACCACCAUGGACCACCCUGUCCUCCUCACCACCAUCAUGGACCAGAUCAUGAUCACCCUCCUCACCACCAUGGACCACCCUGUCCUCCUCCCCACCAUCAUGGACCAGAUGAUGACCACCCUGGUCACCACCAUGGACCCCCCUGUCCUCCUCCCCACCAUCAUGGACCAGAUGAUGACCACCCUCCCCACCACCAUGGACCACCCUGUCCUCCUCCCCACCAUCAUGGACCAGAUGAUGACCACCCUGGUCACCACCAUGGACCACCCUGUCCUCCUCCCCACCAUCAUGGACCAGAUCAUGGCCACCCUCCUCACCACCAUGGACCACCCUGUCCUCCUCCCCACCAUCAUGGACCAGAUGAUGACCACCCUCCCCACCACCAUGGACCACCCUGUCCUCCUCCCCACCAUCAUGGACCAGAUCAUGACCACCCUCCUCACCACCAUGGACCACCCUGUCCCCCUCCUCAUGGCCCAGGUCACCACCAUCCUCCUCACCAUCAUGGACCACGCUGUCCCCCUCCUCCAGGACACCCUCCUCAUCACUUUCAUCACUAUCACAGACAUCAUCCCAACAAGACAAGCAUACCAGGGAAGUAUUUUCCAUGCCAGGUAACAGGAGCUCUCUAUCGCAUCCCAGUUCUAAAUCAGCAGGAUUCUCUCACACCUCCCACUGCAAACUUUCCUGUAUCCCAAUGCAACUUUCACUUUUCCAGCACUGGCUCAAAACUAAAGGAAACAGCAGAAGUUCCAGGCUUUCCAGAUCACCCUACACAAUCAAAAUCAUGCCCUGGAAAACCCAAGUUUGACCUUCCAAAAAUUUUGCCUUUAUUUCCUCAUAACUCUGUAACAAAAAAUUCUCCUGCAUGACCUCAGAGAGAGAUGUUCCUGGCUCGAUCAUUUCAGGGCAAUCACAGUCCUAUAGUCAAUGAAAACAGCACAUGGAGAAGUGGGAAAAGCAUUCAGUUUCUAGGAAGGAGAAUCACUGAAAAUAAUCAUUAUGUAUUUCAACCUGCUUCUUCAUCCUGGCUAUCUCAAGCUCCACUGUAACUGAAAGGCUCAAAAUUUUGAGUCCCUCAGAUAAUGGGAAUGGGUAAAAACCUCCCCAGAAAACAAUGCUCCUUCAGUUCUAACAAAAAGGAAAAUUCCCUAAUAGUGCAAAUUACCAUCUAAAAUCUUUCAUUUUUUCAUCAUUCAUAAUUAUAAUGUACUUCUCCAAAGAA